This is a messenger RNA of Poecile atricapillus (Black-capped chickadee), 2083 nucleotides long. RefSeq names its product lysophosphatidic acid receptor 1 (gene LPAR1). Gene Ontology annotation, biological process: neurogenesis; phospholipase C-activating G protein-coupled receptor signaling pathway. Lineage: Eukaryota; Metazoa; Chordata; Aves; Passeriformes; Paridae. The transcript has 4 exons. The record is from RefSeq and is a predicted model, not a curated record. Gene Ontology annotation, cellular component: membrane. The coding region runs from base 218 to 1327 and encodes 369 amino acids. Gene Ontology annotation, molecular function: lysophosphatidic acid receptor activity.
UCUCUCCUUCUCUCCCCUCCUCCCUCCCUCCUCCCUCCCUCCCUCCCUCUGUGCGCGCCGGCGGCGGCGGCGCCGCGCUCCCUCCAGCCGCGCCCGCGCAGCCCCCGCAGGAGUAAAUAUCAGUAUGACUAGAGUCUGAGGAAGGGCUUCUGUGUUCCUAGCAAGAGCUUGCUGUGCAGAGGACAGUGCAAGGACACCAGGGGCAUUUUGAGCUACCAUGGAUAUCCCCACCGAUUUGGUGCCAUCAUCCAUGAUGUCCCAACCUGAGGUGAUUGAGUCCACAGCCGUGAGUGAACCACAGUGCUACUACAAUGAAACCAUUGCCUUCUUUUAUAACCGAAGUGGAAAAUAUCUAGCCACUGAAUGGAACACUGUCAGCAAGCUUGUAAUGGGACUGGGGAUUACCGUCUGCAUCUUCAUAAUGCUGGCCAACCUCUUGGUUAUGGUGGCUAUUUAUGUCAAUCGCCGAUUCCACUUUCCUAUUUAUUACUUAAUGGCCAACUUAGCUGCUGCGGACUUUUUUGCAGGGCUGGCCUACUUUUACUUAAUGUUCAACACAGGACCCAACACUAGAAGACUGACUGUAAGCACCUGGCUUCUCCGUCAGGGUCUCAUUGACACGAGUCUGACAGCUUCUGUAGCCAAUUUGUUGGCCAUUGCUAUUGAGCGGCACAUUACAGUUUUCCGAAUGCAGCUACAUACGCGGAUGAGCAACCGCCGAGUGGUCGUUGUAAUUGUUGUUAUCUGGACUAUGGCCAUCGUCAUGGGUGCCAUACCAAGUGUCGGAUGGAACUGUAUUUGUGAUAUCACUCAUUGCUCCAACAUGGCACCGCUCUAUAGUGACUCCUACCUGGUCUUCUGGGCUAUUUUCAACCUGGUCACUUUUGUGGUCAUGGUGGUCCUAUAUGCUCACAUCUUUGGGUACGUUCGCCAAAGGACUAUGAGAAUGUCCAGACACAGUUCUGGACCCCGCAGGAAUCGGGACACCAUGAUGAGCCUCUUGAAGACUGUGGUCAUUGUACUUGGUGCUUUCAUAAUCUGCUGGACCCCAGGAUUAGUCUUGCUGCUCCUCGAUGUUUGCUGUCCCCAGUGCAAUGUCCUGGCCUAUGAAAAAUUCUUCCUGCUCCUGGCAGAGUUCAACUCUGCCAUGAACCCCAUUAUCUACUCCUACCGGGACAAGGAAAUGAGUGCGACAUUCAAGCAGAUCCUCUGCUGCCAGCGUAGCGAGAGCACCAACGGCCCCACCGAAGGCUCGGAUCGCUCAGCAUCCUCCCUCAACCACACCAUCUUGGCUGGCGUCCACAGCAAUGACCACUCCGUGGUGUGAAACCACAGCCAGCCCUGUGCCUGACAAAGAGCAGCAGGCAGCGCUGUGGACGGGGCAGGUGCAUGGCCCUAGGGAAGGUAACCCACUCACGUUUUCUCAAACACUAAUGGACUACAAGUGCAUCUUUUCCAGGGGGCCUGACAUACCAGUGCAAACUGCCCUGUCCUCAGGACUGGCCAUGCUGCAAAGCCUUUGAUUUCUCCUUUGAAAAAGGGGAAUAUCGUUGCUUUGCAGAGGAGGUCAUCAGUAGCCCAUGGAAAGCCUUGCUGACACUUUGUUGGACUUUGCUGCAUCUUGGUGCCAGUCUGAAUCAACUCUGAUUAAUUAAGCUUAUACCUGCUUCACUGCAUUUACAUGUAGCCACUUAGUAUUUUUAAAAAGGGAGUAAAGGGGAUAAAAAUAUGCCUAUCAUUUAAUAGACAUGUAAUAUGUAUCACCAUCAGCAUGCUUGUGAUGAACAUUUUCUGUGCAGGGAGUAAAACUGUGCUCUAGUCUUUGUAUACUUAGCCACACUGUCAUAACUACAGUAAAAAGAAAAGUAUUUUUUUUAACACAGGCAACAGAAACAUGAGGGAAACUGACUCUUCUUACCUUCAUUACUGGCGUUAGAGAAUGCAUGUUCUGUGUGUAUGCAGAUUGUUUUAAUCAUGAAAAAAAAAAAAAAAGUUCUUUGUAAAGUCUGCCGGAAAGUAGAAAAGCAUAGACUGUAUUCCAGUGUUUGUUUAGAUUAUGAAAUAAACAGUACUUUAGUCACAA